Schistosoma haematobium is the source of this 4844-nucleotide messenger RNA. RefSeq lists its product as uncharacterized. The record is from RefSeq and is a predicted model, not a curated record. NCBI's taxonomy places the organism in Eukaryota, Metazoa, Platyhelminthes, Trematoda, Strigeidida, Schistosomatidae. The transcript has a single exon. Bases 2779 to 3915 code for a protein of 378 amino acids.
CGAACCCAGUACCAUCUGCUUCAAACGCUAUCAUGUUAUCCAUUCAGUUACUGAGUUUUGAUAGCCACCUGCUUGUGAACUAGGGUAAAUUUUCAAGCUCACUUGGUAUUGUUUACUUUUAUCUUUCGAUUGUUAAUCAGGACUGAAAUUGAUUAAUCUCUCUCACUUAUUGGUAUAUGUGCAUACUGUGAGGAUUGCCUCGAUAUAGCCUUAGGGUACAAGCACUUUAAGCAAAGAUGGAUACAAGUAAAUCAACACUAAGUAAAUAAUAAAUGAGUUUCAAAUUGAUCUUUGAGGUUCGUUUAUCACAGUGUCAGUUGCUACCAUGACCAGUAUGAACUUUUCCAUUACAAUUUUCUUAUAUUAUUUAACAAAAUGUUUUAGUGCUACAUAGUCAACUUUUAGCUUUAUAUCCCGAACACUAUAAAAUACAAGAUUUCUAUCAUGAGAGUGAUCUUUGAUUCAAAAUAUGGACAAAGAUUUUCCAAUUAUUGCCUAUUUCUUUUACAUUCUAAUCACUUUAUGACAUCUAUGUAAUGCCAAACUGUUAAGUGUGUAAGAGAAAACUUAGCUUGUCCGUUUAAUUUCAUAGUGACAGUUGACUUCACAAUGAUAAAUUUUGUUAAUUAAGAAAUGUAUGAAACAAAUGAUGAAACUGGAUAAACGUUCUGGGUUCGAAUCCCACAUGCAGGAUAGUGGGUGUACAUUGCUGAGGUGUCCCAUACUAAGACGAAAUGGCCGUCCAGUGCUUCCAGGUUUUUAAUGGUGCUCUAACAUUCAUCGACUCAUGAUAUCAAUUGAAAACAGAUCAUAGCUAGACCAUUAGUGAAAACCCGUUUUGUACCAAUAUAGGACUCCUCAAACAGUAUUCGAAGUAUAAGGAAGUAUGAUUUACGCCAAGUGGAUUCAUAAUGUGAAAUCAUGAACACUUAGUGUCAAACAAGACAGUGGACAUAAAAUAUCACUGUUAAUUCUGGGAAAUCACUAUAUGUAUACAUAGUCUUCGAUCAUCUAUUUGCAUGUUGUAGUGUGUCCUGCAAUCUGAAUUGUCUUCUAGUCUUAUCAUCAAAUGUUUUGUCUUCGCCAUAAUUUUGAUUAAAUGAAUCUGUUCUCUUAGUCUGUUGACUGUAACAUCUUUGAGAUUAUGUUCCGUUACAUAAUACCUAGAAGCAGUCUUGUGAAUAGUGUUCACCAUACAAAUACUCAUUGCACUCAAUAAUCACAUGUAACGUUUCCGUGGUAAAUAUUUAUCUACCAAUACACAUCAGUAAUCUAACACGCUAUGGAUGUAAUAUUUACUUUCCAUAUUUACGAUUUCCAUUAACAUUUUAAGUAAACUGAUCUUUCGUUCCACGGAUAAGUUAGUUAUUAUUAUUAUUAUUAUUAGUAGUAGUAGUAGAAGAAGAAGAAGAAGAAGGAGUAUUAGUAUUAGUAGUAGUAUUAAUAGUUGUGGUAGUGGUAGUAGAAGUAGUAGUAGAAGUAGUAGUAGUAGUAGUAGUAGUAGUAGUAGUAGUAGUGGUAGUAGUUUUAUUCAAUAUUAUGUAUUAUGUACCAUAUAGAAUUCUGAGCACAAAGUAUGUUAACAAGUUUCCUUUUCUUAUUGCUUGAUCGAUCCUGACGAUAAAUAUUGAGUGGUUUCCAGUUAGAUGUCAACAGUUCAGUCGGUCGACAUCUGAAUAAUGUAUAUUCUUUUCGACGCAUAUUGCCAACAACCACAAUAUCUCUGAUUGAGCACUUUUUUAAGUUGUAUAGCGAAAUGACUUAAACGUUUCACAGACGCACCUGAAUAGUUCAUGAGAGUAAUAGGCCUAAUGAUGAGUGAAAAAGAAACAAAACAGUAAACAUAACUUGUUGAAAUAUGUAGAUGGCAGGAAUAGGUAGUUCAGAUAUUCAAGCAGGCCGCCUUGUGAGAUCAUACCUCUCACCUCAAACUAAUAUGUAAUUGAACAAGAUGACUGAAAAAGAUUGAACUGCAAUUCUAAGAAAGCUUCGUUUUAGUGACCCCUUGGCUAUUUCAAUUGAUCACCUUCCGAAAGAUAUGAGAUAUUAAACCAAAUCUUAUGUAUAUUUAACUUAAAUCACUAGGUUUUACUCAAACCAUAGAAAUGCUUAACUGACUACUUAUUACUGUACAAGUUAAAUAGUACUUUUUUAAAGAGAAUUUGACAUUCUUAAGUUGUUAUAAAUGAUUCCAUGAUUUCAUAAUACUUAAUUGCUUAGAUAAUACUGAUUCAUGUUUUGUCAUACAGUGUGAAAUCAUGAGUCAAGAUCAAGAAAACCCUGUUCAGUAAAUUUAGUUUGACUAAGAACAAAUAACUAUUAGUUUAAAUUAGACACUAACACCGUUGGAUGCCGGUCGGCUCAGAGGUUUAGUGGUUAAGCACUCACGCUUGAAACUGGCAGGUCCUGGGUUCGAAUCUCGCAAGGUAGGAUCGUAGAUGCGCACUGGCAAAGAGAAGUCCCACAGAAGGACGAAGCGACCGUCUAGUGCUUCUAGGAUCUUCAUGGUGGUCUUACUUCAAACGAAUCAUGAUCCCAACUGAUAAAAUAAUUAUUCGAUUGUAUUGUUCAAAAUGUUUAACAGAUCUAUAAUGAUGGAAUAAAAAUCUGACCUAGAAAUUGAAAUUACUUCAUAUGAUAACUUUGUCAUGUGUACAUAAUUUAAUAUGAUAUUAUUUUAUAUAAAUACACUACUCAAAUGAGGCUAAUUAGAAAAUUCUGUUAUCAGUGUGGUAUAUUAAUUCGUUUAAGUAAACUAAGGAAAAAAUAUAUUCAACUAUGGCCGGACAUGAAGACGAUAGUAGUGGACUUGUAAUUGAUAAUGGAUCCGGUAUGUGUAAAGCUGGAUUCGCUGGUGAUGAUGCACCAAGAGCUGUAUUCCCAUCAAUUGUUGGUCGUCCAAGACAUCAAGGUGUUAUGGUUGGUAUGGGACAAAAAGAUAGUUAUGUUGGUGAUGAAGCACAAUCGAAAAGAGGUAUUCUAACUUUGAAAUAUCCUAUUGAACAUGGAAUUGUUUCGAAUUGGGACGAUAUGGAGAAAAUAUGGCAUCAUACAUUUUAUAAUGAAUUACGUGUAGCCCCAGAAGAACAUCCUGUCCUACUUACUGAAGCACCAAUGAAUCCUAAGGCAAAUCGUGAAAAAAUGACACAGAUUAUGUUUGAAACAUUCAACAGUCCAGCCAUGUAUGUUGCUAUCCAGGCAGUUUUAUCUUUGUAUGCAUCUGGUCGUACUACGGGUAUAGUAUUGGAUUCAGGUGAUGGUGUAAGUCAUACUGUUCCUAUUUAUGAAGGUUAUGCUCUACCACAUGCAAUUCUUCGUCUUGAUUUGGCUGGUCGUGAUUUAACUGAUUAUCUUAUGAAAAUAUUAACUGAACGUGGUUAUUCAUUUACAACUACUGCUGAACGUGAAAUUGUUCGUGACAUCAAAGAAAAACUGUGUUAUGUUGCCUUGGACUUCGAUCAAGAAAUGAAUACUGCUGCAGUUAGUUCAUCUCUUGAAAAAAGCUAUGAAUUACCUGAUGGUCAAAUGAUUACAGUUGGAAAUGAUCGAUUUCGAUGUCCUGAAGCAUUAUUUAAACCCAGUUUCUUAGGUAUGGAAUGUUCCGGUAUACAUGAAACAACUUAUAGUUCAAUUAUGAAAUGUGAUGUUGAUAUUCGUAAAGAUCUUUAUUCAAAUAUUGUUCUAUCUGGUGGUUCUACUAUGUUUCCUGGUAUUUCAGAUCGUAUGCAAAAAGAAAUUUGUAAUUUAGCUCCAACAACAAUGAAAAUUAAAAUUAUAGCACCACCUGAACGUAAAUAUUCUGUAUGGAUUGGUGGGUCUAUAUUAGCUUCAUUAUCAACAUUUAAUCAAAUGUGGAUCACAAAACAUGAAUAUGAUGAAUCUGGUCCAGGUAUUGUACAUCGUAAAUGUUUUUAGACUAACAUAUUUUCUCAUAUUGGAUUACAUUAUUGUUGUUUAUUAGACUGUGUGUUGUUGUUUUGGACAUUUACAUUUCAGAAACUCUUUACAAUGAAAGUUUAUGCUUCUUUUUUUUCUUUUUUUCAGUUGCCUUGGCAACUAAUUUCUAUACUUGAUUUUUUUAAUUUUUCAUAAUAUUCUGUGUCAAUGAAUGAGUCUUAUGAACUAAUAUAACAAGAUUAUGGAGAUGUUAAUAUUGUCUAAAGAAAAAAAUUGUUGCUACCAUUGUUACCACCAUUUGUGAACACUUUUCAGAUGUAUUAUGUACGUUUCAUUAUCCUUAUGACAGAAUUCUCUAAUGGAAUUUCUCGCGUUAUAGUUGCCAUUUCACUAUAAACUGGAUUAUGUUCCACUAUUCAUAACGUUGUUCAUCUAAUCAUAAGUUUAUACAUUCCCAUCAUCGAUAUAACAAUCAAUCUUAUUGUUUAAUACGCUUGCUUAUUAAUAUAACCAUGUUUGUUAUGAUCAUUUAUAGUUGAGAAAGCUUUAUUAUUUAUAAUGAUGUAAUAACAAGUAGUGUAAUGAAUGAGAACAAUAAUGGGGGACAAUCAAAUGUAUUUUAUGACAUUACAGAAUAUCUUAGCAACAUAUUAGAACCAUACAAUAAAUACUUUAUUUUCAACAUAUUCAUCAAUUGUUUCAAAUUUUGCUGUUUGUUUGUUUGUGUGUUCGUUUCUAUACCGAUCACUUUUUGUUCUUGUUCUGUUCACUUGGAUUUUUUCAACCUUUUGCAGUCAGGCAUUCCACUUUUGACUACUGGUACAUACUACUUAUAUCUAUCGACAUCGGUAGUAUAUAUUGUAGUAAUAUCAACCAAACUGGUGUUUUGCUGUAUCGGAUUGUUAUAUGAUCAAUGAAUAUCAGAAUAAAUUGGAUAUAUUCAAAAG